Molecule: messenger RNA, 703 nt
Organism: Seminavis robusta
Lineage: Eukaryota; Bacillariophyta; Bacillariophyceae; Naviculales; Naviculaceae
Source: the annotation of a GenBank genome assembly
UUGACCCAUCAUCUCGAUCCCCCUUCUCUCUGUCUCUGUCUCUCUCAUCACACACCAAUAUCGAUCCCAAAACAAACCAACCGCCAUGUUCAAGAAGUUUGACCCGUCCUCUGAUGUUUCGACAUCUACGCAAGUCAAAGCAUCAGUUCAAAGAGCUUUGAAAUCGCAAAUAAUUGAAUCGCAUCCUGAAAUCACGGAAGACAUCCUUGACGAAUUGAUUCCAAAGAAGUCACCCCUGGUACAGUUCAAGGUUGGCCCUCAUUUGAUGCUUUACUGUCGUAAAGUGGAAAAAGAAGGUAGCAGUCCCUCUGAUGAACCCAUUUUCUUCCAACAACGAGAUGGUCCCAUAUUGCCCGCUCUCAAAUUGGUGCACCACUAUCCAACCCUCUCCUUCAAGAGAGUGACGGUCGACAAAGGAGCGAUCCCAUAUCUGUUGGGAGGUGCCAACGUCAUGUGCCCAGGCCUGACGAACCCAGGUGGAGAAAUGCCCCCAGAUGGUAAAGAGCAAGAUGCUCAAGGGUUUGAUGUUCCUGGCGUCGCAAAAGGUCAAGGCGUAGUAAUUUAUGCCGAGGGCAAAGUACACGCCCUUGCCUGUGGUGUAAUGACAAUGUCCAGUGCCGACAUUCGAGAGAAGAACAAGGGCAUUGGCAUCGAGAUAAGUCACCAUCUAGGGGACGGCCUAUUUCAAACCAAUGAAAUCUAG